This is a messenger RNA of Trichomonas vaginalis G3, 1041 nucleotides long. RefSeq names its product nucleotide-diphospho-sugar transferases family. The transcript has a single exon. Bases 1 to 1041 code for a protein of 346 amino acids. The record is from RefSeq and is a predicted model, not a curated record. NCBI's taxonomy places the organism in Eukaryota, Parabasalia, Trichomonadida, Trichomonadidae.
AUGAAGAGAUUGAAAUAUUUGCCUCGAAAAUUUCUUAUUUUUGAUGGUAUAAGUAUAGCAAUAGUUAUUCUUGUUAAUUUCUUAAUAUGUAAGCGCUAUUAUUCUUCACGAGAAACGAAUCCAUUGUGUCCACGUCCAAUAGGAUCUCGGAAAAAGAUAUAUAAUAACUUUGAAGAUAUAACAUUUAUUACUGUUCCAAGGAAAUUUAGUAACGGCAAUAUAUUCGAAAGGAAUAAACUGGCAAUUCAUUCUUGGUUAUCAGUCUCAAAUAAAAGUCGAGUUCUGUUAUUCAUAUAUAGAAGUGAUUUUGACCCUACUGACAAGUUUCCAUCACUACUUGAUAAGUUAUAUGGUCCAAAUCGCGUGAUUUAUGCUGGUCCUAUUCGAGCAGAUCAUAAAAGCAUACCUUACAUUGAUGAAUGGUUUAUUAAAGGUAUUCAGUAUGUCGAAUCCAAGUAUGUUUGUUUCAUUAACAGUGACAUAGUUUUAUCAUCAGGUUGGCUCACACGAGUUAAGCAAGUUUACGCUGUACUUAAGGAUAAGCCAAUAGUAAUGAUUGGUCAAAGAAUUGAUUUCGACUUGAAACCAGAGCUAUUAAAUGAAUUACAUUACGGAUCUAAAUAUUUCUUAAAAGAAAUUGAUGACUUUGUCAUGAAAUGUAACCAUUCUGAUCAUAGUCCUUAUGGUGUUGAUACAUUUACAUUCAGAACAGAUGUUUUGCCAUUUGAUCCCCAAAAGAUUCCUCCUUUCAUUAUGGGACGAUAUAAUUGGGAUAAUUGGCUUGUUGGAUUUCUAAAUAAUAACGUAUCAAUCCAUACGGUCACUUUUAAUUUGAGUCCACCUAUUUAUCACGUGAACCACAAACGCCAUAACUUUGAUGUUAAAGAGGAUAGAGUAGCUGUGAACCACCAUCUCAGACUUGCCAAUGGAGAACAUUUCGGAUCAAAUUACGAUACUUAUUGGGAAAUUUUCAAUGAACAAUUAACUUGUAAAUCUGCUCCAGAGAGCUACGAGUUACCAAAUGUUGAUGAUGUCUUGUAG